This is a messenger RNA of Amaranthus tricolor (Joseph's coat), 2208 nucleotides long. RefSeq lists its product as uncharacterized. The transcript is spliced from 3 exons. The record is from RefSeq and is a predicted model, not a curated record. Lineage: Eukaryota; Viridiplantae; Streptophyta; Magnoliopsida; Caryophyllales; Amaranthaceae. The coding region runs from base 890 to 1417 and encodes 175 amino acids.
AAUUAAUUCUCAUACUAUUUUAGAUAUAUAAUAAUAUAUGACUAUUCAAUCUUUCCUCACCUAAAAAUUUGGCUUCACUAGUGAUUUCUAUAUAGCCUUUCACAUAAAAGCUUAGAAUCAAGGGGAAAAACUCAUUAAAACACCCUGUAAAUAGUUAGCACAAUAAUGUUUUUUCAUAUCUCAUUCUAAAGGUUCAAUCAUUAUCAACAUUAUAUCUCGCUCAUGACUUGGAGAGAAAUAAAAGACAACAUACCACAACAUUUUCAAAAAAGAUAAGUAGGUUGCAACCAAUGAAAUAUGAGUCACAAAAAAUUUGCAAAUGAUAACAAAGACUCAAAACACGAUAUAAACAAGACAAAUAUAUAAAUAUAAAGAUUAAUAACAAACCAAAAAACGUAAAACUAUCAUAAAUACCCAAACAUUCAUGACAAGGUUAGCUAUAAUAGUAUAGAACAUAAUUCGAUGUCUUCAACUAAUUUUAUUUCUCACUAAAUCAAAUUCUUUAUAAACUGAUAAAUUAGUAACUAAAGUGCUUAAAAAAAGUGUUGUGACUGUUGUCAUUUAAUUUGUUCCACUGCCGUUUUCUAAACUACAUAUUUUCACUCACCGACUAUCUUUCUUCCCCACCCGACAGUGAUCAUCAUUGAUCAAUCCCCACAACUCAAACGCCGAUACCUGAAAUCAGAUCGAUUUCUCCAGUUUCCUUUUCCCAUUUCUCAACUUUCAAUUUCUUGUUUCUAAAUCACAGCAAAACCUCUUGUUGUCCUACAAAUUCUACCAAACUAGAACACGAAUUCUUUCUUCUACAUCAUCACAAGAUGCAUAUAUGUCUAUAAUCGAAUAUUCUGAUAACAUUCACCAAUAAUCACACCAACUUUUAAUUUAGAAGAUGAAGGAUGAUGAUUCCCUUCCAGUAACAUCAAGUACAUCAGUUUCAUCAACAAAGAAAGAAUCUUCCGAUGCCAAUCUUUUCGGUAAAGGCCGCUACAAAUUCUGGGCAUUGGCUGCCAUUUUACUCUUAGCUUUCUGGUCCAUGUUUACUGGUACAGUUACGCUCCGUUGGUCUGCUGGUAAUCUUAAUCGCCUUUCUGAUGACCUAGAUACUCCUUUACAUGACGAUCUUGACGUUUUGGAGAUGGAGGAGAGAGAAAAAGUGGUGAAGUAUAUGUGGGAUGUUUACACAAACAAUCGUCGGAUCAGAUUGCCGAAGUUUUGGCAGCAGGCUUUUGAGGCUGCUUAUGAAGAUAUGAUUAGUGAUGUACCUGGUGUUCGCGAAGAUGCUAUUACUGAGAUUGCUAAAAUGUCUGUUCGUUCUAUCGAUCUUGAUCCGCCUCCUGUCCAAUUGACGGGUGCUCGAGAAUUGCGUCUGAAGCAUGCAGAAAUUAGAAAGACAGCAACUGCAUCAGGAAAUAGUUGACUAAUGGACUCGCUUCACUACAUCUGAAACUGCAUGUAAUUUAUUCUCAGUCGACAAACUUGGAGAUUUGCUCGUAUGCUGGAACUUCUGCCUGGGCCACAACGUGCUUAUAGCCAGCUGAUAUUGUUUGCCUCAGGCUCAAUACCCUUAUGUGCUUGGUAUUUUCUUAUUAGAAGUUUUGUUGUCACUUACUAUAUGGUGUUUAUUGAAAAAGGAUUUUUGAUUCUUCAUUUCUAUAAAUAUUAGAGAAGUUUGUAAAAUGAAGUGGAAAAUACCAUAUCCUAGGAUAAGAAUGUGCAAGUUCCAAUUUUAAGUCUCGUUAGCCCUCCGUUUCUUUCUUGCUGUUAACAUCUUUCGCUAUGCUUUCAAAAGAUUUAUUACAAUAAAAAUCAUGUAAAACCUUGUGGUGGCUGUGCUCGAAUGGUCACCCAUGUUUCGUCAUUGAACGGCAAAUUUACAGCGUAUGCACCAUGGUGUUUAGUGUUUACACACCGUGGUAUUAAUAUCCUUUCAGUCUGCAUUGUUCAACGCCAUUGGAGUUCCGAGACUAAAAGGAGUUACCUCUUUGAAUUACCCCAAGGGUGUUAGUGUUUGUAGUGUUCCCAUGAUGUUUCUGAACAUGCUUUUCAGUUUUGGGAUUGUGCUUCUCCUAUGCAGCAACAAUAUGGAAUGCCACCUCCACGACCUUCUUCAAGCUAAGAUGUUCAUUGUUGAAAUUUUGAUGUCAAAGAUUUAUGUCCUUUUGGUGUACGAACUUUUAUCAUAUGUUGAGAUAUAUUACAGUAUUACUC